GUUAUUCGUGGCAAUCCAAUGUGGUGAUAAAUUUUGGUAGAAGGUUACGAACAACGAAUUCAGGUUGGUUACGAAGUUAGGUUGAGAAAUGAUUGAGAACGAGUAGUGUCGGUUCGUCGCCCUAAGUUUUUAAAUAUGGAUCUUCUACCAAAAUGUCACGAGGAAUUCGGUCAGCAGACUUACUGGAAUACAUUUUUUUCUAAGCGGGGGAAAAAAGCUUUUGAAUGGUACGGAGAGUACCCAGAGUUAUGUGGACAUCUACACAAAUAUAUAAAAAUAAAAGACGAUGUGCUUAUGAUAGGCUGUGGUAAUUCGAAUCUGAGUAUGGAUUUAUAUGACGUUGGUUACAGAAACAUCACUAACAUUGACAUAUCGCAAGUUGUAAUCAGACAGAUGAUAGACUCCAACAGAACAGAGAGACCAGAUAUGGUGUUUCAGCAGAUGGAUGCUACAGCAAUGAGUUAUCCUAAUGAAAAAUUUAGCGUUGUAUUAGAUAAAGGGACUCUGGAUGCUCUAAUGACAGAUGAAAGCAUAGAUGUUAUUAUGCGAGUGGAGACGCUGUUCAAUGAAAUAACAAGAGUUUUGCGAAAUGGUGGACGAUACAUUUGCAUAUCACUGCUUCAAGAACAUAUUCUCAAGAAGUUACUUAAUUACUUCCCUAAUGCAGGAUUUAUGUUUAGAGUAAUACGGUGUUAUGAAGCUGAAUUGAAAACUUAUGAAGAAGAUGGAAAUGCAAUGCCUGUGUUUUUAGUUGUUGCUACAAAAUUCAAUGAGUUGGCUCAGUCAGUUCUUGAAGUGGGCCUGGUGGAGGGUACUUUAGAACGUGUUUCUACAACAGAUGAUAUUAUUUCAGCUGUUAAGUCUACACAACAAAUGGCAGUUAUCUGCUCAAGGCUACAUAGAGCCAAUAUAACGGAUGUUGGAGAGGUCUCUUUGGACCUACACAGACCCGGUGAUAAGCAUCCAAGAUAUACGAUAUAUGUCUUAGACCAACCAUUUUCUAGAAAAAACGAGUUGUAUGCAGCUUUCAUAGUGCCUCAGGGAAGAGAAACGUUAUGGUUGUUUUGUACUAAAGAGGGACGUCAACAGUUAUUGGAAACGACAAAGAGAAAUAGAUUGGCAAUAGUCACCUUGCGACGAGAGCAUACUUUCGAAAGCCUAGAUGCCAUCAAAAAUGAGCUCAGCGUUAGUAUUCGAAAUCUAGCACCCGCAGGUGUUGAUAACAACACUCAAAUCCCUUACUUAUCAUUGGAAUCUAGUGUUGGCAAACGAGAGGUCUGCCAUCAAGGAAGUAGUAAAUUCAGUGGAGAAUUUGUCAUCGAAGAAAUUGAAGAUGACAAAGGCUCCGUCUACAGGAGGCUCAUAUUUCUGAAUAAUCAAUUCGUCAUUCAAAGUGAAGCAAAACUAAAACUUGUCAAAUCGAGAAGAGGGAAAUCAAAGAAAGUCAUUGACCCCGGAUACCUGGCGUGUGAACAUCACAUUUACAUGAGUGUUGGGAUUUCGAUCGUUAGAAAUUUCAAAAAAGAACUUACUGAAAUUGCUAUCAUUGGACUAGGUGGGGGAGGUCUUUGUACAUUUUUGCGAAAUUGUUUACCAGAGAUCAAAAUCACAGCUGUUGAGAUAGAUGAAACUAUGCUACAAGUGGCAACUAAUUAUUUUGGUCUGACCCAAGACGCUAGCUUGAAGGUCGAAAUUACUGACGGUUUGAAAUUCAUUCAAGACUCUGCUAAGCAAGGAAAAAUGUUUGACGCAAUUUUAUUUGAUGUGGAUAGUAAGGAUACUACUGUUGGCAUGAGUUGCCCACCAAAACAAUUUAUUGAAAUUCCUACGCUUCAGGCGGUUUCACAGUGCAUAGGAGACACUGGGCUUUUUAUUUUAAAUUUAGUGUGCCGCGAUGAAGAACUAAGACGUGAAACUAUAGGCACUCUGAAAUCAACUUUCCCAUAUGUUUAUUCUUACAAUCUGGAGAGCGAUGUGAACGAAGUUAUUUUUUGUACAACUGAGAAGCUAGGAAGGCAAGUUGAAUGGAAGUUAGUUUUCAAGUCAGCCGCGAAUAUUCUUAAUAAUCAUGUACGAUCCAGAAAAUUGCAGAAUGCUGAUAUUGUUGAUGUUUCAAAUUUACUUGACCGUCUGACUGUAGAACUGUAAACUAUACCAGUAUACUAUACCAUAGUUAUGUGUUGUUCAUAAAUAAGUCUCCACGUCGAAAUAUACAUAUGUAUACGUGAUUA
Messenger RNA from Athalia rosae (coleseed sawfly), 2231 nucleotides. RefSeq names its product eEF1A lysine and N-terminal methyltransferase homolog. The record is from RefSeq and is a predicted model, not a curated record. The coding region runs from base 136 to 2148 and encodes 670 amino acids. The transcript is spliced from 8 exons. NCBI's taxonomy places the organism in Eukaryota, Metazoa, Arthropoda, Insecta, Hymenoptera, Athaliidae.